This is a messenger RNA of Nicotiana tabacum (common tobacco), 3004 nucleotides long. The record is from RefSeq and is a predicted model, not a curated record. NCBI's taxonomy places the organism in Eukaryota, Viridiplantae, Streptophyta, Magnoliopsida, Solanales, Solanaceae.
UUUCCCCCUUUCCAUAUACCAAACGGCCCAUCUCAACUUCCCCUGUUAGCUCUUGGACUCCUUCUUCUGCUCAAAAGAAAACAAUGAGCCUAUUCCAUUCGAAGAAUAAGAAAUCAGACACAAAAUCCCCUCACCUCUUAAAGAAAAUGGUGCUCCAUUCUCCUGGUUCUUGAACGAAAACAGACCUCUUUGAUUUCAUAGGUCUUCAACAAAACCAGUCGACCACCAAGCUCCGCGGAAAUCCGGCGAAAUCCUCCAUUCCCUCUCAAUUCUGACGCUGAAGACACACACAUACAGAGAGUAAAAAUUAAAUAGUUUCGGCCUUCGAUUUUCACUCAUGGAUUUUGUUUGAAGCUCUGUUGUUGUAUCGUGGUUCAGCAGUGUUUGUUCGACGAUGAGGUUCGUGGUUCCGAGUCCGAUUUGCUAUCGUCCUCUCGUUCAGAUUUUAGACUGGAAUCUCGCUCGACUAAGUUGCUGUAUUAAUUGAAUUCUGAAAUGAAAUUUCUCAUUAUAAGACGACUUUUGCGUUCCAAAUUUUGCAUCUGAAGAUCUGAUUAUUUAGCUCUGUGUUUGAAUUUUUGCCGAACCAAAUUCGCUGGUUCAAGCUUUGCGAGUAAGCUUGUGUUGGAAUUUUGAAUCGAAGUUUCUCUGUGUGCUUGCAUUUGUGGUUCGUGGUAAUUUCGGUUCGAGUUCGGGGGUAUGUUAGGCUAAGCUCUCGUCGGAGGCUCGUUGUUCAGAUUCGUUUGAGCUUCAGCUUGCCGAUCUGGGCCUUUAUUUGACUUAUACUUUCUUCUGCAAUUCAUUGUAUCAUAAGUGGGUGUAUGCCUAGAAACUCUUCGAGGACUGGAGAACUGCUAGAAGGACUCUCAGACCCCGAGAAAACAUUCAGGGCAUUGAACCAUGCCAACAAGAGGAUCCAACAAUCACAACAACCACACCAGCUCGAAUUUGACAUGGGUGACGUAGAAAACGUCAACGGAAACGUCGGGGAUGCGCCAGCUCCCCCAAACGUUAGAGUAGUGGCACCUCUUGUGCCAGAAGCUGCACUUUAUGAUUGAGCAUAACCUACAGCUGACAACCUGGCUACUGCCAUAGCUGUACCCCCAAUCCAAGCAGAGACAUUCCAGAUCACUAACAACAUAUUGUAUCUUCUGCAGAAUAAGGGAUUGUUCUCCGGGUCACACAUUGAAGACCCUCAACAACACUUGAAAAAUUUUCUGUUGAUUUUUGUGACCCAAAUGUAGCCGAAUGUGACCCCAGAAGCUAUCAAGCUGUUACUGUUCCCGUUCUCUGUGACUGGGGAAGCUCAAACUUGGCUGAAUUAGCUCCCAAUCAAUUCCAUUGUCACCCGGGAGGAAUUAGUCAAGCAGUUCCUGAAUAAGUUCUACCCGCCCAACAAGACUGCAAUGUAGAUUGAUGAAAUAUUGCAGUACAAGCAGCAGCCGACUAAGACCUUACAGGAAACUUGGGAAAGAUUCAAAGGGAUGCUAAUGAAGUGUCCUCACCAUGGUAUUCCGGACCAGAUGCUCGGUCAGAGGUUCUACAUUGGGUUAGCGUACAAUCUAAAGGACAAUGUGGAUGCUUUAGCUGGGGGUGCAUUUUUGAGUAAGACAUUCACCGAAUGCAAAGUCCUUCUUGACAAGAUGUCCCAAAAUUCGGGGUGGAUGACUAGAGGUACAACACUAGCUCCCAUAGUGCAUUCCGUUCCUCUUGACCCAAAUAAUUCGCAUGCAGAGAACAUGGCCACACUCCUGACUCAGAUGAGUAUAUUGACAAAGAAGAUUGAUGAGAUGAGUACAAAACAGGUGCAUAUUGUUGACACGACAAAUGGAGGACUAUGUACACCCUGUGUUAAUCAGUCUUAUGUGUGCUCAUGGAGUGGAGAAGGUGACAAUCAAGGGGUAAGAGAAGAUAUGAAUUAUGUUAGCAACUUUGGGGAUCAGAGACAAAGAGAACAACAGUGGAGACCGACACCAAAUCAGCAAUACAGGCCAAACAUGCAACAGCCUGGAGGUAUGCAACCCCAAGGCCAAAUGGUGCCAUACCAGAGACAGCAGAGUUAUCCACAGCAGAACCACCAGCAACAGUUGACAUAUCAGCCACCUCCCCAACAGCAAGAUAAUAACAUGGUAGAGAUAAGAAGUAUGCUUCAGCAACUCAUUGGGACAAAUAGUAAGAUGCAGGAAAAGUUGACAGUGCAUGAUUCAGCUAUAAAGAUCAUUGAAACUCAGUUGGGGCAGCUAUUUAUGUCUUUAAACAACCCCCCCCCCCAGGGAACAUUGCCAGCAGACACAAACAUUAACCCGAAGGAACAAAACACGAAUCAGCUGACGGCAGUGAGUCUCCGGAAUGGGAGAGAUUUAGACAAAGAGCAGGAAGUUGACAAGCCAGUAAAGAGACUACGCCAGCCACUCCAGUUCCACUAGAGGUAGAUGAACCAGCAGAACUUACUGAAGUGGUGGUUGAAUAAGGUCAGGAUGAAAAGGGUAAGGCUAAGGUGAGUGAAUAAGCUGCAGAAUAGGGGGCACCUCUUGUGCCACAGAACUCCAAUAAAGAGAAACCAGCAAGCAGUGCACAAAGGGUGAUACCUGCACCAUUCCCUAGAAACUGGUAAAACAAAAGAAGGAAGAUAGCCAGCCAAUGACUCAAUGGACCAACGGAUUCAUCAGAAAUAGGCUUUUGGCUAUCCGUUGAUCGAUUCGUGAUGAUGUGCCUCUUAAGACGGAUAGCCAGCCAAUGACUCAAUGGACAACAUUGGGCCGUUUGAUGAAGUACAGUCUGUACAUAACGAAUAUAAGCUUGUAAAUUACACAUAAAAGUUUGGUUUCCUGAAACCACUGAUCUAUGUCUCAAAAUAGCAUAUCAAACAUUAAAUUAUUCAUUAUUCAUAUAGAGAAACCCAACUAAUUUUGGGAUGUACUAGCUGAUUACAACAACAACAACUAUACUGUAGUACCAAACAAGUUGGAGUCAGCUAUAAGAAUUCUUAUGUUUCUCCGCUUAA